Molecule: messenger RNA, 2091 nt
Organism: Labeo rohita (rohu)
Lineage: Eukaryota; Metazoa; Chordata; Actinopteri; Cypriniformes; Cyprinidae
Gene: dbn1
Product: drebrin 1
Exons: 15
Coding region: 86-1861 (591 amino acids)
Biological process (GO): positive regulation of dendritic spine morphogenesis; postsynaptic actin cytoskeleton organization; regulation of actin filament polymerization
Cellular component (GO): plasma membrane; postsynaptic membrane; postsynaptic density
Molecular function (GO): actin filament binding
Source: RefSeq, a predicted model, not a curated record
UCCUCCUCUUCUCGCGCUCCGCAGUGACUCUCGCGUUCCUCAUCAUCACUGCUACACUGGUCUGGAUGAUUGCAGUGGCAGCAACAUGGCUGUGAAUCUCAGCAAGAACAGACUGGCCCUCUUAACAGCCUACCAGGACGUUAUCAGCGAGACUUCGGCAAACGACUGGGCGUUAUACACAUAUGAAGAUGACAGUAACGAUUUGAUCCUGUCUGCAUCAGGAGAUGGUGGUCUGGCAGAGAUUGCAGUCACCUUCGAUAACACCCGGAUUAUGUACGGUUUCUGCAGCCUGAAGGAUCCCAACGCAGCCCUGCCACGCUACAUCCUCAUCAACUGGGUUGGUGAGGAUGUGCCUGAUGCCAGGAAGUGUGCCUGUGCCAGUCAUGUAGCCACCAUAGCUGAGUUUUUCCAGGUGGGUCUCCCAAAGGGUGUUGACGUCAUCGUGAACGCUAGCAGCAUGGACGACAUCGACGCCUCGGCCAUCGGACAGAGGCUGACCAAUGGGACGGCUCCAGUGGCCAGUCCAGUGCUAAGCCGCCUGCGAAUGAAAGACGAGGAGAACACAGAGCACGUUGGCACCACCUACCAGAAAACAAAUGCAGAGAUCGAGAUGAAGAAAAUCAAUCGAGAGGAGUUCUGGGAACAAGCCAAGCGGGAAGAGGAGUUGAGAAAGGAGGAAGAAAGAAAGAAGGCCGCAGAGGAACGGCAGCGCUUUGAAGCUGAGAGGAUGGAGCUGGAAAAAAAAGAGCAAGAGGAAAGAGAGAAGCGGUACCGUGAAAGAGAGCGGCAGAUCGAGGAACAGAGGAAGAAGAUGCAGGAGGAGGAAGAGGCCAAAGAGAGGUCAAGGAAUCAACCCUUGAUUGUAAGAACAGAGCCCAGUUGUGAAGACCCUUCUCUGGAGAAAAAGGAAACAGAGGUUGAGGAAGCGGCAGCCAUCAUUGCCCAAAGGCCCAGUAACCCACGGGAAUUCUUCAAGCAGAGAGAGAGGGCCAUUGCUAACAGCGUGGAUAUCUCACCAGUCACCACGCACAGGACCGGCCGCUUGGACAGUCCAUUCUUGAGGCAGCAGCACAGUCCAUCCGAUUGCAGCCCGUCCCCUUCUCGCACUCCGCCUCAUUCACGGCGGCAGCCAGGUCCUGAUGACUUUGCUGAAGGAAUCCUUGAGCGCAGCAUGACCACUGGAUGUACUCCCAUCCCCAAAAUCGCCAUUCAGGAGGAAAAAGAAGACUUCAUUCGGAAGGAGUUUGCAUUUGACACUCCCAAGCAAACUCCAGUGCAGGAAUCCGGCUUUGCCAAGACUUCUCCAAGUGUUUCCCCACAGCCCAGCAGCACCGCUCCAAUGUCCAGCACAGACGACAGCCUGCUAGACUUGUGGGACAGUGGCCCAGCACCAGCUACGGCCCCCUCUCAGGCCCCCAGUCACAUUAUGGAUCUGAUGGAGGACACCCCAGAGCCUCAUCUUGCCAGCUCCUCCCCUGCCCUCCCGCAGCCACUUCUGAGCUUCGAUGAAGUGCCUGACACCCCCUACUGCACCGGCACAGAAGAUGACCCCUCCAGCCUAGUGGAUGUGGCCGGAACCCACCAGAUGACCCUGAGUUACCAGCAGGCCCUACAGCAUGCUUCUGGCUCUGACAGCCAAGACCUGGAUGAUGGACAGCUACUGCUGACCAAUGGAGACACACUGCUUAAAGAAGGGACCCAGGCGAGUGAAGGCUACUUCAGCCAAUCACAGGAGGAGGAUUUCGCCCAGUCAGAUGACUGCACUGCAAAAGUCAACCCAACACCAGUUUUUUAUAACAAACCACCAGAAAUCGACAUUACGUGCUGGGAUACAGACCCCGUGAUGGAAGAUGAUGAUUAGGAGCGACUGAGGGGAAAAACAGGCAACACCUCUAUGAAAACUUAUUUUACAACAGUUACAGAAGUCUUGCAUCAAAAUGUUUUAGAUAAAAAAAAACAACAACAAAAACAACGUUAGCCACAGAAGAAAAGGACUCGGGUUAUUGUUAAAGAUGCCAGUGGGUAUGAGCACUCUCGGUUCGUAUAUGUGUGCGUGAGUGUGUUAUUUAUUUUGAUCUUUUUUUUUUUUUU